GGCGCGGCUUAGCAUGGCGACACCGGCGGUGGCGGCACUCUGGCAGCACCCGUUCGUGGACGUGUUCAAGUAUGCGGUGACUGUGCGCAUGGAAACUAUGACCCGUGGCGACGUCGAGCAGCUCGUGGACAAACUCAUUCGGAAGAACGUGUACCGAUUGCGGGGCAAGAUCGCCGCAUCCAACUACUUGCGCAUCCCCAAGGACAUCCAUACAUUGCCAAGUAUGCAUCUCACCGGUCGAUUCGUGUACAUGGAGCUGCGACGGAUGCAAUCGAAUUCCGUCACGUUUCACUUUGAAGUCAGUACCAAGAAGAAGACGACGCUUCGGUUGACGUUCAGCACCAUGUACUCGAACGUUCGAAGCAUGGGGAUUAACUUGCGCGUGCCACUUACGCUCACUGACAAGUGGACAGUCGUCGCCUUGGAUAUGUUGCAGCUACUGGAUUUGCAUACAUCUGCGUCGUACAACCGCGAAGGUUUUGAUGCUUUAAAGACCAUUGUGUUGUGCUCGUCCAUGUAUGUGCGGGGUGUAUACACGUCGGACAUCCUGUACAUCCCGGAGACUUUGCCCAAAGCAAUGAAGUUUCCGCUGGUAAAGCCAAUGGAAGGCGGAGUGCAAACUACCAACACCUGGGAUGCCACUUACGAUUGGCGAUGGCUGCCCCAGUUACCAUGCGAACCAACUUCUAAUGCCAAGUCAUCCCUGAGCAUCAACCACUCCCACGAUAUUCGUGACUGUGUGCGGUCUCCAUCGCGUACAUGUGACUCUCCCGAAAGCAAAGGUCCCUCCCCGCCUGCAAAAUCCCCUCGUUGCUCUCCGACCAACCGUCCGAAACUUACGUUCAAUCCUACGACAGCCGACGACAACGAGGCGCAAUUAGAAGCGUCUCGCGCUAGAGUGCUGGACAAAGCGGAUAUGAUUCUCAAGAAAGCUGGCAUCCAUCGCACGUCGCCACCCAAAUCAUACGUCAAAGCCAAGUACGAACCUUCUGGCGUGUAUACCCCCACCAAAUACGGUAAUCAUGCGGGUUUUCGCGCUGCCAACCCAGUUGUGUGGCCGUCACCGGCGCUCACACUGCGCCGCGUCAUCGGGUACUCUGUCUUACAUCGCCGAGCACUGGCAUGGGCGUCGGCUUCGUCCAUGUUCUUCUAUGCGAGUGAGUCGACUGUGAUCGUCGGCCGCCGGGAUGGGCAACCGAGCCUUCCAUCAAGCUCCAGUACAACUUCCCCAGUCGCGAUUGCACAAGAAUUUCUCCUGGGGCACACUGAUAACGUCACAGCACUCGCGUACUCGCCAACGGCAAGCCUUCUCGUGUCUGCCCAAGGAGGACUGUCCCCUCGCGUUCGGAUUUGGCUCCUUACACCCAAAGGUCAUUGUAUCGCGUCAGUGAAAGCCCACGCGCAAGGUGUCGACGCACUUUCAUUCUCUCGAAAUGGGACGCAACUGUGUGGUGUUGGUAAGGAUUACAAGCGACGCACCCAAAUCUUGGUUUGGGACGUCGCCACACCGACACAGCCGGUGCUCGUGGCCAAGCAGCUGUGCGACUACUCCAUUGCCAACAUGAAGUUCUCUCCGCAUGAACAUGAUCGCCUCGUGUCAUGUGGUCGUGAAAGUAUUCGAUUCUGGCGCGUCAAGGCAGGCCAUUUACCCGGUUGCCCCGUCAUCCUGCACGAGUACGCGCGGGACACGUGGUUUACUGACCUCGACUUUGAUCCCGUCGUGAUGGGCAAUCAGCCCAACCGACCGCUAUACGUGGCAUCGUCCCACGGCACCGUCCUCGUCAUCGAUUACGACUCGAUGGCCCUUACCUGCGUGUACAAGUUGCACAAUGGUCCGAUCCACUGCCUCCGUGUCAAUGAAGGGUUUUGCGUGACGGGAUCUGAAGAUGGCUAUAUUCGCGUGUGGCCGCUGGAUUUUUCCGACUUUUACUUAGAGGCUGCCCAUGAAGCUCCCGUGGCGUGCCUCGAUCUGUCCGUCGAUGGUCUCCACGCCCUCAUAGGUUGUGAAAAUGGCACCAUCGGAGUGCUUGAGAUUGGCACGCAGCGGUACACUUCUGUUGUCCGAGCCCACACAAGUUCCAUCACGGCCAUCACGUUGUCGCCUCGAUCCGAUUCGUUCGUAUCCACGUCGAAAGAUGGAACGAUUCGUAUGUGGGAUAUCGCGACCGGCACUCAAACGUAUGAAUUUCAAAUGCAGGACGACAUGGCAGCGACAGCGAUUGCGUACCAUCCGCGCAAGGACGUUCUGGCGGUCGGGUUUGCGUCUGGGAUGCUGCGACUAUUCGACAUCCCGACGAUGCAAGUCCAAGAAACGUACCAGCAACAUCGGGGGCGCGUGGCGAGUAUCGUGUACGGACGGUCGGCGUGUUACUCGACUGGAGCAGACGACCAGCAGCUCUGCUGCUACCAAGCGCAUGCGACGACAGUACACAUGGUGAACUGUUCGUUUCCUACGAAUGCGCCGGACAAGGGACGUCUCGCCCUGCACAUGGGACUCAAACUUUUGGCCGUUGUGGGCAAAGAUGCGUCCGUCGUUGAGCUGCGAGAUAUGUACACGCUGCGAGUCGUGCGGCUCGCCCAGGGCAAACACCAGCCGCUGCGGCUGCUCGGGUUCGUUGAAGCUCAAGUUGUCGCGCUUGAAACAACUUCCCAGCGUGUGGUUUUCUUCUGCGCUGCCACUGGCUCCGUGCACCAAACAUUUCCAGCUCUGUGCAGUGGUGGUCCGAUGGGGGAUGUUGCAUUUACGGCAACGGGUCGUUAUGCCUUCACAGGGCGGAUUGACCAGCCCCAUCUUCACGCUGUGAUGCUGGAAACAUCCACUCAGCUCCGCGCUGUCCAACUUUUUCCUGGGCAAGCGUCCGGUGUCGCCCAAGUUGGCUUGUGCGCAGACGGGCAGACUCUUGUGAGUUGUGGUGCAGGCUCGGCCGUCUACGUGUGGUCUUUUCACGGUCCAGCACCCGAUCAAGAAGCAGGCGGAGCACAAAUCCAGGAACACAACGUCGGUGACAACAAUUUGCGCGACGAAGCAUCCAGUGACGAUGAUACUGCUUUCUACGACCUACCCCAGCCAGUUGUGGACAAUAAUGACAACAGCGAUGACACUGUCGAUAGCGACGAAGUGCCCAAUCUCCAUGUGCCAACGCCCAUGCAGCCACCGAUCAAGGAGCGCGAGGUGCUCCAGCCUGUGACGCGUUCGAUGGAGUGUUUGCACCACCACACUGUGGGUUGGAACAUGCCUCGACACCACCGACCAGCCGCCGCACCACCAGUGAUUGUGUGGUCAUCGGUGACUGGACACAUCGUGGCCGCGGCCGGCUCGACGCUCUUGAUCGAGUCUCCGCUCGAGAAAAAGCAAACCACUGUUCAACACCACAAAUCUGACGUGAUCGGGCUUUGUAUGUCGCAUGAUGAAGCGUUCGUGGCGAGCUUCGACCUCGAUUCUGUCGUGAUUUGGCGAAUUGACCCAUGGGAAUUGAUCGUAGCAUUCUCGUGGCCCGCAGACUCCAUGUCGAACUUCGUCGUGUGGCGUCCGGAUGGUUUGCAUGUCCUUGGGGUGGCAACGAAACCUGGCGAGACGACGUUGCUUUUGUGGAAUGUCCAGGAAAGCGCUUUGGUGGCGCGUGUCACUACUCAAGUGACCAUCGGACAAGUUGUUUGGGCCAUGCCGCCAUUGAACGAGUACGACACUAUCCAAGGUCGAGAGAUCUUGUUCUUCACGAGCGUACCGCUUCAAGGGUGGGUCGUGUCCUCGAGCGUUCUCGAGCCCGUGAGCUUCUCGCACGCGAACGCUGUCUCCCUGGUACAAACAUCUUCCGAACUGCCUCAUUGCGUCCUGCUCUACUCGGCCUCGGAUCAUACUGUGUCGUUCUUUGACGUGCGCAGUCAAACUAUCACAGGGGCUGUCUCGACAUUGCGCCGACGCCAUGUGGUGCGGCAUAUGCACUGGGUGCACCCGUACUUGAUUGUUGCAACCGACACUGCGCCGUGCUUGUGGGUGUACGUGGUGCACCUAGAUUCUUUCACGCUGUCACUGCACACGUCCAGGACGCCCGACGACUUGGAGAUUCACACCGUUCGUCUGGAUCAUGCGAUCGCAUUCAUGUCGUGGAACGAUCGCGCUCAAGGACUUGUGCAAACGACGAAUGGAUCGCUGUGGUUUGUCGAAGCGGAGUCGCAUACCAAGCAAUUGCUUCGGCGAAUUCACGACAGUGCGGUUGAGUGCAUCCAGUCGUCGUCCACUCACGUCGUGACGUUGUCUGGUGGCCACACGAUUCGUUUGUGGUCGACGGCGUCCCUGGACCAAGUCGCUGCUGUCACCACACCCGAUGGGGGCAUUUGCGUGGACGUGAAUGCAGCAUGGUGUGUCGUCGGAUUUCAAGAUGGGUCAUUUCGAGUGUACGAUAUCCAUUUGACUCUGGUGUAUGCUUCAAGAGGAGACGAGUUUACUCGCACCACAGCUACGCCAUCUUCAUCCCCCAAAAGCCCCCGACGAAACACGACCCCUACGCUGCCGCCCCCCAUUCAACACUUGCUCCUUCUUGAUGAUUCCGCAAGUGUCCUGGUCGCAUCCGCAUCCGGCCGUUGUGUCAUGUUCAAUGUCCCGACAAAGCACGUACAACCCAUCAACCUUCCGUUUGGAGGCGCGACCUCCAUCCCUGUCCCGCCAAACGCGCUGGCAUCCCAAAUAAAAAUCCACGGGUCAUUGGUGUCUCUGCAAAGCGGUGGGCUCUCCACGUGGCUGGCCGUUUGGCAGUCGGCCGCCAGUGACAAGUGUUAUGCCAAUGUGUUUACAAAUGUAACCACAACCCAAGACGCAUGGGAAUUGGUAGGGGCGAGUCGACCGUACGCCGCCAGUACCAUUUUUUGCAGCGCCGCAUUGUCGACGACAUUAGUGCUGUACAGUGCCCGCGGCGCGGUCGAGGGACGGUGCUUCGUCCAACGCCAGGUAUUGUUUCGCAUGAAUGUCGACGUCGUACCGACUAUGAUGCAAGUGCACGGCCACCAUGUUUUAUGCCGCGGCAAAUCGCACGACAACACUGACAACCACAAUAUGGUUUACGUGCUCGACGUGGCAAACGAAUCGAUUCAUCAGGCGAUGUCGCGGCACGACCAUUCUGUGAUGCUGCUGGAGGAUGCCGCACUGGUGGCUGUAUCUGGACAAUUUGUGGUGGUGUGCCAGGGGAAUCGGAUCGCAAAAGUGGAGCUGGUCGUUGGUACAACGGAGUUGCCGCGACCAAGCCGUGUCGUAGGAAGCGUGCAGCUAGAUUAACAACUUUACGAGAAAGGUGCGGAA
Messenger RNA from Aphanomyces invadans, 5293 nucleotides. RefSeq lists its product as hypothetical. Gene Ontology annotation, molecular function: protein binding. Lineage: Eukaryota; Oomycota; Saprolegniomycetes; Saprolegniales; Verrucalvaceae. Bases 14 to 5269 code for a protein of 1751 amino acids. The record is from RefSeq and is a predicted model, not a curated record. The transcript is spliced from 6 exons.